This is a messenger RNA of Octopus sinensis (East Asian common octopus), 1408 nucleotides long. RefSeq names its product E3 ubiquitin-protein ligase MIB2-like. The transcript is spliced from 4 exons. The record is from RefSeq and is a predicted model, not a curated record. Gene Ontology annotation, cellular component: cytoplasm. NCBI's taxonomy places the organism in Eukaryota, Metazoa, Mollusca, Cephalopoda, Octopoda, Octopodidae. Gene Ontology annotation, molecular function: ubiquitin-protein transferase activity. The coding region runs from base 899 to 1408 and encodes 169 amino acids. Gene Ontology annotation, biological process: protein ubiquitination.
CGAUUGUUUCAAUCCAUCUUGCAUCGGGCCCUUGCAGGUAGGAUAUUGUAUAACUGGUUGUUGUACAUCCUCCGUUGCAGAUGCAUGUCAUCGGGUGUCUUGUUUUAAAGAAGAUACCUCUGUAAAUAUAUUCGGUUUCGCUUGGAAUGUUGUUGUUGCCAGAAGGCUGUUGUCUCUCAUGUUGUAAUCCAAGAAGCUCCUAGCAACAACAUGUCAAGUGAAACUGAAUAUAUUUAGUGAGGUAUCUUUACAUUAAAACAAGGCACCCGAUGAGAUGCAACACAACAUGUAUAGUAGCCCACCCGCAAGUGACCGAUGCAAGAUGAGUCGAAACGGUCGUUGUGAUGCAUAUUCUCGUGAACUCCGUUUCCCCAAUUCAUUAUAUGUAUUUAUAUAUGUAACACUGAUGUUUAUGUGUGUGUGUGCGUGCGUGCGCAUUAGUUUUAUGCAUGUGGACGCUAACCGGCUCAGCAGUUUUAUGAACCCCUUAUUAAUGUAGCAACGUCAAAAGUAAACAUUAGAAAUUAUAAUUCUUCUUUACUUGACUUGAUCUGCUAAUCAUGUGUUUACUCUAGUUCUGUUGCCCUACAACUUACUAUAGUGAGGGGCAAAUGUAGGACAUCUUAAUAUGUUUAUCAUGUCUCUAACACACACAUGUAUCAGGUUAUAGAAGGUCCUUAUGGAAGAUUUAUUUCACUGACAAACAUCAAAUGUAUUUGAUCAGUUUGAUCUAGUACCCAGUAGAAAACUGUAAUGACAUUGAUAUCAACCCUGAUUUUCAUGUAAAUUUUCAUUUUCCAUUUUUACCUCCACAAAGGAUUCGGUGAAUUUAGAAAUUGUGAACAAAAAAUAUAGGACACCAUUGCUUGAAGCUGUUUCGAACGGUCACCUCGGAAUAAUGCAGCGGCUGAUAGCCAGGGGCGCGAAUGUAAAUGUUGUCGAACAUGGAGGAAAUAAUUGCCUGCAUCUGGCGUUAAAAAGAGAAAACAACUUUCAUUCUGAGGUGGAGCACAUGACCAUGUUAGAUCAGUACUUAAAAGAUCUGAAACUGGGAAAGAAACAAAGGUACUCUGGUGUGGUAGUUGCUUGCUACCUAGCCCACCACGGGGCCAACUUUUACUGUAAAAACAAAAUUGGCAGAACACCAUUGGACCUAAUAGAAAAGGAAAAUUUAAAAAAGACGUUAAAGACGUUAUUCUCACCGCAAUGUGUGUUUUGUGAAGACGAAGUGGCCACAGAGACGUUCUUUCCAUGUAAACAUCUUUCGCUGUGUAAGAAAUGCUGUCCCCCAAAGAUACCUAAACAAUGCCUCAAGUGUGGACAGAAUAUAACGAGCAAAAAUAGUUUGGAGGGUCCAAAGUGGUCAAAGCCGGAAAUCCAGAUGUUAGCAGAACCACCUGGUGAGUAG